UUUGAAGUCACGUGACCGUAAACGCCAUCUUGGAUUUGAGCCACGAGGUUUUGGUGAGAAAAAUAUAUUUACCGGGUUUAGAGAGAAGUUGGAAAUGCCUUCAAGUAAUCCCUUACCUCCCAAAGAAAAUGCUUUAUUCAAACGAAUUCUGAAAUGCUAUGAACAAAAACAGUACAAAAAUGGGUUGAAAUUUGCGAAGCAGAUUCUUACCAACCCAAAGUUUGCAGAACAUGGGGAGACUCUUGCUAUGAAAGGAUUAACAUUAAACUGCUUAGGUCGGAAAGAAGAAGCAUAUGAAUAUGUUAGAAGAGGUUUACGGAAUGACUUAAGAUCCCACGUUUGCUGGCACGUUUAUGGGCUACUUCAACGUUCAGACAAGAAAUACGAUGAAGCAAUCAAAUGUUACAGAAAUGCACUUAAGUGGGAGAAAGAUAAUAUUCAAAUUCUUCGGGAUUUGUCUCUGUUACAGAUUCAGAUGCGAGACCUUGAAGGUUAUCGAGACACCAGAUACCAACUUUUUAUGCUUCGUCCAACACAACGUGCCUCUUGGAUUGGCUUUGGGAUGGCGUACCAUUUGCUUAAAGAUUAUGAAAUGGCUCAGAACAUAUUGGAAACAUUUCGUAAGACACAACUGCAAAAAAGUUCAUAUGACUACGAGCAUAGUGAAUUGCUCCUGUAUCAGAACAUGGUUAUCCAAGAGUCAGGAGCACUGGAAGAAGCACUUAUCCAUCUAAAUAAAUACUCCGACCAGAUAUGUGAUAAACUUUCUGUUCUGGAAACCUGGGGUAAGCUAUACCUAGAACUGAAGCGCUACAGGGAAGCAGAGAGUAUAUACAAACAGCUGCUAAUGCGGAAUCCAGAAAACACAUCAUAUUAUAUGAAGUUGCAGGAAGCACAGCAGCUGAAGGAUCCUGAUGAUAUUCUGCGUAUGUUUGCUGGCUACCAAGAGCUUUUCCCUAGAGCACAGGCACCGAAGCGACUACCACUGAAUUAUGCUUCAGGUUCAACAUUCCGUACCAUGGUAGACAAGUACCUAAGGCAAGGUCUGCAUAAAGGAGUACCCCCUCUUUUUGUAGACCUAAGGUCACUUUAUAAAGAUCCAGAAAAGGUUGAGACCAUCCAUAAACUCGUCCUUCAAUAUGUGGAUGCUUUAAAGGCUUAUGGCCGAUUCAGUGCACAAGAUGUUGCAGAAAAUCUUCCUAAGGAGCCUGCUUCAGCCCUUUUAUGGGCAUACUAUUACUUAGCCCAGCAUUAUGACUUUUUAGGGGACACAGAAAGGGCACUUUAUUACAUUGAUGCUGCCAUUGACCAUACACCUACUCUUAUAGAACUUUUUGUAACAAAAGGUCGGAUUUACAAGCAUGGUGGAGAUGUAAUAGAGGCAUACAAGUGGCUGGAUGAAGCACAAGGGUUGGAUACAGCAGAUCGAUAUAUAAACUCCAAAUGUGCCAAGUACAUGUUGAGAGCAAACCUAAUCAAAGAAGCAGAGGAAACAUGCUCAAAAUUCACAAGGGAAGGUGUUUCAGCAAUGGAAAACUUAAAUGAAAUGCAGUGUAUGUGGUUUCAGACUGAGUGUGCUAUGGCAUACCAGAGAUUAGAGAAAUGGGGAGAGUCGCUAAAAAAAUGUCACGAAGUUGAUAGGCAUUUUUCAGAAAUUAUAGAAGACCAGUUUGACUUCCACACAUAUUGCAUGCGUAAGAUGACACUUCGUUCGUAUGUGGGGCUGCUGCGGUUAGAGGAUGUCCUGCGAUCACAUCCAUUCUACUUUAAGGCUGCUCGGUGUGCGAUUGAAGUAUACCUGCGUCUCCAUGAUAAACCACUUCAAGAUGAAACUUCCGAACAGGAAAUGAACACAGAGAACCUAGCUCCAGCAGAAUUAAAGAAGCUGCGCAACAAACAACGUAAGGCAUUACGCAAGGCUGAACGAGAGAGACAGCAGGCGGCACAAGCGCAGGAAAAGCGUGAACAGCACAACAAGUCGAGGCAGCAGGCUGCAGACGCUGGUGGCGGCGCAGGCGGCGAGCCUGAUGCGCCACCACAAGACGAAUUGGUGCCUGACAAGCUAGCACGUGCCCCAGAUCCUCUGCAGCAAGCUAUACGUUUCCUGCAGCCACUGCAACUACUUGCUGCUGAUCACAUAGAGACCCAUCUCAUGGCAUUUGAGAUAUAUUCCAGAAAACGAAAACCACUGUUGAUGCUGCAAGCAAUGAAACGUGCAUAUCGAUUGGAGCCAGAACAUCCAAAACUACACUCGUGUCUUAUUGUGGGCCAUGGACUGCUGGAGAGGUGGCAGGCCACGUUGGACCCUGCAGUUGCUACUGUGUUGCGACAGGAGAUGCUGCCAAUUUUUCGUGGACGUGAUCCUCAUCAGAUGAAUGUGCAGUUCCUUGCAGCACACUCAAAUUCCCUCCAAUCACUCAUUGAAGGUGCUAAAAUGAUGUAUCGUCUUGACCCAUCUAAACAAGAGACUGCACUAAAAUUGGUUACCAAAUUGGAUAAGGAUAUUGCUGACGUAAAUCUACAGAACUGCACAGAAGUACUUCGCCUGCUGAAGACUGGUGAGCUGGGAACCUGCCCUACGACCACACUGGCAGACUACACAGCACGUUGUCACUCUCUCUUCCCAUACGCACGUGCCUUUCGUCCUGCAGAGGCCACCAAUGCUUCAAACAACCACAUUACUGAAAACUGUGUCGGGAACAUUGUCAACUGAUGCCGGAUUGCAGCCAUUGCUUGGAGCAAUGGGAUUUCAAGUGCUACCCUCGGUAUUACUGACUGAGUGCAGACCACUCCGACAGUCCAGGUCCAGGCCUGUUGCCUGAUGUCAACUUACAGCACUAAGAAUAUGACACAUUGCUCUUUAAAUUUUAGAAUGAGCUGUCUUUUUUUUUCCAGUUUAUGCACGUGUGCGGAAUCUCCAGUACACAUUUUAAAAAUUCGUAGUUGUGUCAGUCUUUCAAAAAUGUUCAUGUAACAUUAUUUUUUGUUUGUUUUUUUAAAAAAAGAAAUAUGUAAAAAAUGUAGUUGUGGAACCAGAAGUACCCAAAAAAAGAACUUGAGUUAAACACUUAACUCUUUCAUUUAGUUCAAUUUAUUGGUCAUUGGUAAUAGUUACUUUAUUCUGUAUUUUGAGUUUCAAAUGAAGUUAUCACAGAAUCAUGAGGAGGCUGCAGCAAGAGACAUUGUCGUCAGUGAGAUCACGCCUUUGAGUGCAUCGAAACAUUAGAAGACAGCACUAGUAAACUCAUUGAAAUUUAGAGGAGGAAAUCCAUUUAAAUAAUUAUUAUAAACUGAGUGACAUUUCAUAGUUAAGAAAAUGUUUGGCUAUCAAGCAUUUAUUCAUUGUAUUUCAUCAUUUUAAAAAUGCAUAGUGCCUGACUUCCAGAAAUUGUAUUGAAGCAGCAAAAGUAGAGCAGAGACUUGUCUUGCCAUCAAGACUGUAGAUAUUAGUUAACAAAAUGUGGAAGUGAUACAUCAGCCCUUUUCCUUAACUUACAUUGAUGUGUCAGAGUAUCAUAUUGCCUUCUUCUCGAAGGUUGGAUGUAGCAAUAGAAUUAAUAAAUGCUGCGACAUUUACUGAACUGUUGUGUGUGUGAAAAAUCAGUGAAGCAGUCGUGAUACAAACACAGGACAUGUUGCUGAGCUCUGUAGCACUGCAGAGGAUUGUAUUUGCAACCAAAACCAGGACUUCAGCAUCAAGUAAACCCAGAUAUUCUUGGGAGUAAACUACAUAAUGUGAUCAGGAAGAGUAUCAGAGUGUGACUGUAGCUCUAGUUGUGUUGUUUUAACAGCAGCUGCUGUUGUUGAAGAUGCAAUCACAGAUUUGCUGUGGUUGUCCAUCAGGCACAAGAAUCUUCCAUCUGUUGUAUAAAGUUGUAUAACUCUGUAAUUGUUUCCUUUUAUGAGUAUGUAUAUUUUGUAAAUAUUUAUUCUGUGUUAUAUUUUAUAGGUAGUAUUUUCUGAAAUAUAUCUUUUGUUACAGACA
Molecule: messenger RNA, 3985 nt
Organism: Schistocerca serialis cubense
Lineage: Eukaryota; Metazoa; Arthropoda; Insecta; Orthoptera; Acrididae
Gene: Naa15-16
Product: N-alpha-acetyltransferase 15, NatA auxiliary subunit
Exons: 15
Coding region: 95-2713 (872 amino acids)
Biological process (GO): N-terminal peptidyl-methionine acetylation
Cellular component (GO): cytoplasm; NatA complex
Molecular function (GO): protein-N-terminal amino-acid acetyltransferase activity; protein binding
Source: RefSeq, a predicted model, not a curated record